Messenger RNA from Aphanomyces astaci, 2192 nucleotides. RefSeq lists its product as hypothetical. The transcript has a single exon. The record is from RefSeq and is a predicted model, not a curated record. Gene Ontology annotation, molecular function: beta-glucosidase activity. Lineage: Eukaryota; Oomycota; Saprolegniomycetes; Saprolegniales; Verrucalvaceae. Gene Ontology annotation, biological process: glucan catabolic process. Bases 6 to 2192 code for a protein of 728 amino acids.
GACAAAUGACGCAAGUGGACAUCGCGACCGUCCUCAACAGCGACAUGACGCUCAAUGCUACCAAGGUGGAGGCCAUGGCCAAGCUCCACGUGGGGUCGUACUUGACCUCGCCGUUCGCCGAGGGUCCGGUUGGGUCCAAGGCGGGGUGGACGGCGACGGAGUGGCGCGCCUUGAUCACGUCCAUCCAGUUGAUCCACGCCGUGCACAGCAAACACCCGAUCCUGUACGGACUAGACUCUGUGCACGGCGCCAACUACGUGACAAACGCCGUCAUGUUCCCGCAGCAGAUCAACGCGGCGGCGUCGUUCAACCGCAAGCUGGUGCGCGACAUGGGGGACGUCACGGGUCGGGACACAGUGGCUGCGGGGAUUCCUUGGAUCUUCGGGCCAAUCCUGGACGUCCCAACCUCUAAGAUGUGGGCACGCGUGUACGAAACGUUCGGCGAGGACCCGUACGUGGUAGCGGAGCUCGGGCGCGCCAUCGUCCGCGGGCUCCAAGAUAACCACACGAUCGCAGCCUGCUUCAAGCACUUUAUUGGGUACGCAGCCACCCCCACGGGCCACGACCGCGACCCUGUGACACUGUCCGACUAUGACCUGCUCAACUACCACAUGCCACCGUUCGUCGCGGCCAUCGACGCUGGUGUGCUCACGGGCAUGAUGGGCUACAUGUCGGUCAACGGCAAACCCAUGGGGGUCAACCACAAGUUGCUCGUCAAGUUGCUGCGCCACGACCUUGCGUUCAAAGGGAUGCUUGUCACUGACUGGGCCGUCAUCAACGACCUCCACAACUUCCACCACGUGGCCGCGUCCGACCGCGACGCGGUGCGCCAGACGCUGUCACACACGUCCAUCGACAUGAGCAUGGUCGCAUCGGACACUCUCUUUAUCAACCACACCCUCGCCCUCCUAAAAGAAGAAAACCAGCUUCACGUCGCCCGGCUGCGCGAGUCGGUCCGGCGCAUCACGGCACUCAAGCUAUGUCUCAACCUGUACGAGGUCCCCGUGCCCGGCAAGGACGUCGUCGACUUGGUGGGCGACGCGGCCAGCCAACGACUCGCGUACAAACUCGCGUCCGAGAGUAUCGUGCUGCUCCAGAACGUCAACUCGACAUUGCCCAUCGCUGUAUCCAGUCGUAUCUUCCUCACGGGUCCAUCCAUCGCCAGUAUCGGGAACCUCUGCGGGGGAUGGAGUCUGGCGUGGCAGGGGCUGUCGUCUGACAACGCCUUGUUUCCGCACGGACAGACAGUCCAAGACGCGCUGCGCGUCGCGUGUCCUUCCUGCGCCAUCGAAGCCAUAUCAGGGGUCGAUAUCCACGGCGCGUAUACCGAAGAUGUGCUGGUUAAUGCAGUCAAGAAAGCCUCUCGGUCCGACUACACGGUCGUGGUGCUAGGCGAAGGGCCGUACGCGGAGAAACAGGGCGACAUUGACGACUUGGACUUGCCUCGCGGUCAGCAAGAGUACGUCCGGGCGCUGGCGGCCACGGGGACCAAGGUCGUGUUGGUGUUGGUGCAAGGUCGUCCUCGCUUGCUGCGGGGGCUUCCGGACGUAGUCCACGCCGUGCUGAACGCGAUGCUGCCGUGUGAGUUGGGCGGCACGGCCAUCGCCGACAUCCUCUUGGGGUCUGUGAAUCCGAGCGGCAGGUUGCCGUUUACGUACCCCAAGACUAUGGCGGACAGCGCGGUGCCGUACUACCACCGACAGAACCUCGGGUGCGUCGUGAACGAGACGUUUGGCGAAUGCGAGCACGAGUGGCCAUUUGGGGCGGGCUUGACCUACACGACGUUCGAGUACUCCAACGUGAGUCUGCGUGUGGCGGAGGGGCAUACCGUUGAUAUAAAUGUGACAGUGCGCAAUGCGGGGUCGGUGGCUGGCCAGGAAGUGGUGCUGCUGUUUGUGCGUCAAGACACUCGCCAAGGCAACGUGCCUGAGACAAAGCGCCUGAUCAAAUUUGAAAAGAUCCAACUGGGGGCUGGAAAUGCACAAGUCGUUCAGUUCCGAGUGGGGGCGACGGAUGUGGGCAUUUACACAAACACGAUUGGCCGCGGUCUGCACCGAGUUGUCACGGACGGGAAUUACACGCUCAUGUUCAAAGCAGACACGAAAUGUAAUUCGUCGAUGCCCCAACAACCACUGUGCACAACGUUUCAGGCUAAGACUGUUUCCACGUCCAAGUGGGAAUAUUCCUCGUAA